Messenger RNA from Coffea arabica (coffee), 1831 nucleotides. Lineage: Eukaryota; Viridiplantae; Streptophyta; Magnoliopsida; Gentianales; Rubiaceae. The record is from RefSeq and is a predicted model, not a curated record.
UGAAAAGGUUUUGUGCUUAUUUGAGCUCUCUCCAGAGAGUAAGCCGAAUUGGAGUCAGAUGGAUUACCAAUUUUAGAUCUUCCCUAAUUCCAUUCCUUCGACUUGCUUAACUCAAAAAGUGCGGGGGACCCAAAUGAAGUUACCCGCCAAUCCUUCUUCUUCAACUUCCGAUGAUUCAUAAUUCAGUUGGUAAGACUACCCGCACAAACGCCAUUCUCGGAUUUCUUACUGAAAAAUGCAAAUCUGUCCACCAGCUCAAACAAGUCCAUGCCCACUUCCUCAAACUCUACCUCCCCGAGAACCCAUCAAGCAUUGCCCCGCUUCUCUCCUUCGCCGCCACCUCCAAGAAUCCCGCUUUCUUUUCCUACGCUCGCACUAUUUUCCAAAAUCUUCAGUACAAGACCACCUUCUUGUACAAUACCAUGAUCAGAGGAUAUGUUCACUCACAUCUGGCGAAACCCGCCAUCUCGUGCUAUAAAAGCAUGCUAAAAGACGGGCUUAUUCCGAACAAUUACACGUUCACGCCUUUAUUUAAGGCGUGUUCCUUGGUUUCGCAGGAGUUUAAUCUUGCGGGUUUAUUGGUACAUUGCCAUGUGUUGAAAUUAUGUCUUGUUUAUGACCCAUUUAUAAGUAGCUCGUUGAUUGAAUUUUAUUCGUCGAGUCUUGAGAUGGAUAAAGCGCGGAUGCUGUUCGAUGAAAUUCCCCGGAGGGAUGUGGUUCUGUGGACUACGAUGAUUGAUGGGUAUGGAAAAGUGGGUCAGGUGGAAGAAGCAAGGGCUCUGUUUGAAGAAAUGCCCGAGAGAAAUGUGAUUUCCUGGAGCGCACUAAUGGCAGGGUAUUCAGGGUCCGGUGAUUUUAAGGAAGUGCUUGAUUUAUACAGGCGUAUGGAGGAAGCUGCUGUGAAGCCUAAUGAGUCGGUGCUCGUGACUGUCCUUACUGCUUGUGCUCAACUUGGUGCUUUAUCACAAGGCUUGUGGGUACACUCAUAUGCCAGAAGCUGUGGAUACGAGGAUAACCAAAUAUUAGCUACUGCUUUGGUUGAUAUGUACUCAAAAUGCGGUUUGGUGGAACUGGCUUCUUCUGUAUUUUACGGAAUUGUCAACAAAGACAGUGGAGCAUGGAAUGCUAUAAUUUCUGGUUUUGCAAUGAAUGGUUACGCUACCAGAUCACUUGAAUUAUUUGAUCACAUGGUGCUCGGUGGGACUCAACCUUCUGAGGCCACGUUUGUUGCUGUCAUCAGUGCUUGUACACAUGCAAGUAUGGUUGACAAAGGCCUCUGGUUAUUUGGACAAAUGAGUAGUGUUUAUAAGGUUGAACCAAGGCUUGAGCAUUAUGCAUGUGUGGUUGACCUUUUGGCUAGAGCCGGUAGGUUGGAAGAGGCUGAGGAAUUCAUUGAAGACAAAAUUGGAGGAAUUAGCCAAGGUGAUGCUAAUAUCUGGGGUGCUUUACUUGGUGCUUGUAGAAUUUAUGGCAAUACAGCAAUGGGGGAUAGAAUAUGGAGAAAACUAGCUAACAUGGGAGUAACAGAUCAUGGGACUCAUGUCCUUUCAUAUAACAUUUACAGGCAAGCCGGCAGUGACAUGGAAGCAAGAAGAGUUUGGAGACUGAUGGAGGACACAGGAAUGAAGAAGAAGCCAGGUUGUAGUGCUAUAGAGGUCAAUGGUUUGAUAGAAGAGUUCCGUGCUGGCGCCUUCGUGCAUCCCAAAGCACCACAAGUGUGCCAGACGCUUGAUUCUUUGUUCAAUGUAAUGCAUCUUGCUAACUGAAUUAUAUACAGGUUUGACAUUUUAAGACCAUGUACAGUAAGAAUGAAGCAAUAUUGGAGGAAAAU